AAAAAAAUUAUAUAUUUAAAAAAAGAAUGCUUAAAAAUCCCACAAAAUACAUAUUUCUAUGAACACGUAAAAUUAGGGCCUUAUUUUGGAUUUAAAACUGCCCUCCUGGUCCUCCAAACCCUGGGCUGUAGCUGGGCGUUGGAACUGGGAAAAGGGGGGCUUGGUGAGCCGGCGGCUGCUCAGGCCCACCUUCCCCCAGACAGGUGAUGCUCGUCUUCACUCCCUCCCCACCUCUUGAUUGGGAAAACCCUCUUCCCCACAGCCCGGACUUGUCACCUUGCUCCUGGUUUCUUUAAUCACAGCGUUCAAGAACCUGAAAUACUCGCCCACGCAUAGGUGCCAAGUGAGACAACUUUCUCCAUGCAACAGCGCCUUUUUCUUCCCUUCCCUUCACGGCUGACUUCCACAGGGACCCCAUGACACCUGCUCCCACGUGGAGCGCCCCGCUUCCUCCAGUCCUCCCGCCCGGACGCCCUCUCUGUCAGGCCCUCCCAGCUGUGCUUCCUGCCGCCUCCACCUAGCCUGGGCUCCAUCUUCUGCCUUCAGUCCAAGCCUCCCUGUAACCACACGCAUUGAUUUCUUUCUUCCGUUCCUCCCAACUAAAAUCUCCUUUCUCCCCAGUUAAAUGGUACCCAUCCUACCAGACCAGCUUCACAUCCUCAUUUAUUCCCUGAAGGCUUCUCUGGCCGCUGUAGCCCUAAGUUUUCUCUGAGCUCUCUGUUCCACACACUUUUGCCCUUUCACUCUUCCCUGAUGGUUGCGUGUGAACCAGUCUUGUCUCUCCAGCUGUGUUGUAGGGCCCUCGCGGCGGGUGGGGGUGGGGGCGCGGUGCAUUGUGCCCCUCCUGACCCCAGCGCUCAGCCACGAGAGUGCUCACGGGUGCUGCCGUGAGUGCAGGGCGUGAACUCUGACGGUGAGUAAUACAAUGGGAGAUGAUAGUGCGGGGAAGGGGGCUGGUGGGGGGCUUCUUACUCAGAGACAGGAAAUCCCUGGGGGAGAGGAGGGAGCAAAUAGGCUCUUUGUGGAUUAACCCAGAGCGCCUUCAGGGUAGGGUUGGGCCAGGCCCCUCCCCCGCUCCCAGGUGCUGGCCCCCAGCCCCACCUGGCGGGCAGCUGACUUCUUAAAAGUUCACCCAAGGAGCGGAGGAGGAGGCCACCAGGAGGACCGGGACGAUGAGCGCUGAGCAUGGACAGCCACAGCAGUCCGGGGGCCGGAGGGGCCGGAGCUCUGGAGACAAGAAGUCCAAAAAGCGCAGCCGGCGCAAAGAAACCUACUCAAUGUAUAUCUACAAGGUGCUGAAGCAGGUGCACCCUGACAUCGGCAUUUCCUCCAAGGCCAUGAGCAUCAUGAAUUCGUUCGUGAACGACGUGUUUGAGCGGCUGGCCGGCGAGGCCGCCCGGCUGGCCCAGUACUCGGGCCGAACCACACUGACGUCCCGGGAAAUCCAGACAGCCGUGCGCCUGCUGCUUCCAGGGGAGCUGGCCAAGCACGCUGUGUCUGAGGGCACCAAGGCCGUCACCAAGUACACAAGCUCCAAGUGACCUGGGGCCCAACCUUAAUAAAGGGUGAACUGCUCCCUCGUGCUGUGGUGAUUUGAAAAAGGGAUAGAUGAAGGCAAGGUGUGCUGGGGGGCAAGGGUGUCGUCACUUUUUUGGCUCCCAAGGUGGAAGAACACUUAUUUAGACCUUUAAAAACUGCUUUCUGGGGGCUUCCCUGGUGGCGCAGUGGUUGAGAGU
Aethalodelphis obliquidens (Pacific white-sided dolphin) is the source of this 1736-nucleotide messenger RNA. RefSeq names its product H2B.K variant histone 1 (gene H2BK1). Lineage: Eukaryota; Metazoa; Chordata; Mammalia; Artiodactyla; Delphinidae. Gene Ontology annotation, molecular function: protein heterodimerization activity; DNA binding; structural constituent of chromatin. The transcript is spliced from 2 exons. The record is from RefSeq and is a predicted model, not a curated record. Gene Ontology annotation, cellular component: nucleosome. The coding region runs from base 1173 to 1541 and encodes 122 amino acids.